Aspergillus brunneoviolaceus CBS 621.78 is the source of this 1071-nucleotide messenger RNA. RefSeq lists its product as uncharacterized. The transcript has a single exon. The record is from RefSeq and is a predicted model, not a curated record. Lineage: Eukaryota; Fungi; Ascomycota; Eurotiomycetes; Eurotiales; Aspergillaceae. The coding region runs from base 328 to 948 and encodes 206 amino acids.
CUGCGUGGUUUCCCGCACUUUACGGAGUACCGUACGGCAAUUAAUCAUGGGAGAAGUGAAUUCAAAUCCACGCUCAGUCUAGAUCCUCUUGGUUCUCUGGAGAGACCGGCAAUGUUUAUCCACUUAGCCCAGGCCACGCACAAAACCUCCGGAACAACAGGGGAAGAAGAGGAGAGGGUCCAUGCUCAACCAUCCCGCGGCCGCGGGAGAAUUUUGAUCGAGUAACAGAAAUGUCAAAUUCAGGUACCCCUCCGAGUUUUGAUCGAGUAAGAGCAUCUCCUUUGGCAGAAAAAAGUCGAAAUUUUGUCUCGCCCCAGGGGACCCCCGAUGGCGGAUGCCGGAGGCGCCCGAUACAUCCGACCCAUGGGUGAAGAACACACUGACCCGGACAUUUCACAGCCUCCCUCCCCUCCCCCCCCCUUCGCGAGUGUCUGCCGCCUUGACGGGAGCAACAAUGAAAGAGAGGUCGCAAAGACGAACGGAGAGAAAGAAAGAAACCCUUCCACGAUGCGACACAAGCACCUCUUUAAGUCACGAGAGCAGCUGAUAAGGAGGCUCAUGAUCAGCUUGCACCUUUCAGGCGAAGUGCAUAGCUUAACCGUUGAACGAGAGGCAAUGAGAGGAAGACCCGGUGGAUCUGUCACUGCUGUGGGCCCCGAUUUCUGUUACUCGAUCGAUAUUAUGGCGAUUGGCCUACUAGAUAAUCGGGCGAGGCGGAGAGGAACAAUGCCUGCUUAUCACGUCGGAUACUUAAACAACCCCUUAUCGGAGGGCCUGACUCGAUCGUUUUCUCGCCCACUGCCUGCCUUAUCAGAGGAAGGAAUCCCUUGCCUACCGCCAUUUCCGCCUUAUCGGCCUAUCAGCCCUUCUUCUCCUCCUUAUCUUCGUCCAUUGUUCAGAGGUAGUCUGACUGUCUGUCUCGACCUUUUGUCUGCUCUGUCUCUUUGACUCCUCUCAUCCCUUGCCCUCUCUCCAUACUCGAGUCCUCCCAGUUCAUAGCCACAAAUGGAGCCCGUUCAAAUACCGUCAAUCACAGUGAUUGUCUCCUCGCGCGCCGUCAUUUCGGGGCGU